Molecule: messenger RNA, 1856 nt
Organism: Photinus pyralis (common eastern firefly)
Lineage: Eukaryota; Metazoa; Arthropoda; Insecta; Coleoptera; Lampyridae
Gene: Fsn
Product: F-box/SPRY domain-containing protein 1
Exons: 2
Coding region: 32-799 (255 amino acids)
Biological process (GO): proteasome-mediated ubiquitin-dependent protein catabolic process; synapse assembly involved in innervation
Cellular component (GO): synapse; SCF ubiquitin ligase complex
Molecular function (GO): protein binding
Source: RefSeq, a predicted model, not a curated record
AACGUCAAAAUUAAACGUAAACACCUUAAAGAUGGAUUCCGUAAUAGCAACACUAGUCCCAGAUAACGUUUUGGAAGUGAUAUUUUCGUACUUAAACCUUCACGACUUAAGAAAUUGUUCCUUAGUAUGCAAGAGAUGGUACGAAUUUUUGAACGACGAAAAUAACGACGUCUGGAGGCUACACUGCAUCCGAAAGUUGGCCGAGGAGGCACUCAAAUCCGACCUGUUAUGCUCCGUACCUACAUAUAAAGCGAAAUUAAGGGCGUUUUAUCACGCCUGGAAUCCGAACGACUGCUCUAGGAACAUUUAUAUUAAACCGAACGGGUUUACGUUACACAGAAACCCAGUGGCGCAGAGCACGGAUGCGUCCAGAGGAAAGUUGGGCUUUCGACACGGCAGACACGCGUGGGAAGUGAUAUGGGAAGGUCCCUUGGGCACGGUCGCCGUAAUAGGUAUCUCUACAAAAGACACGCCUUUGCAAUGCCACGGGUACGUCGCGCUCUUAGGUUCGGACGAGCAAAGUUGGGGUUGGAACCUGGUCGACAACCACUUACUGCACAACGGAGACGCGCAGGGGAACUAUCCGCUACUCAACAACGCUCCCAAAUACCAAGUCGGCGAGCGUAUCAGGGUUAUAUUAGACUGUGAUGAUAAUACCUUGUCAUUCGAAAAGAAUUACGAAUUUUUAGGUGUCGCAUUUAGAGGUUUACCCGACAAGAAACUGUACCCGACAGUUUCGGCGGUGUACGGCAAUACGGAAGUUUCGAUGGUAUACCUCGGACCGCCGCUCGACGGCUAACACAUUCUGUCAAAUAGCUAACGUAGUUCUUAAACGGAGGGAAAGUUACCGGAUUCGUCGUAUUAUGAUGGUUUACCAGGUUAGGUAGAUUUGCCAAUGUGAUAAUUAAAAAAAAAAAAGAGAACACUACAGUAACCCGCAGAUAGAUUAAGUACUUCCUUUGUGUCUGUUUAUUUUAAGUGCGAAAGUUACCUCGUUAGAUUAAUUUUUUAGGCUUUUUUACAUCAAUUCCGUCGAAAAUUUACAUUAGAGUGUAAUUUGUAAAUUGUAGGAAUUCUCUACUUUGUGUAUUUUUGUUCAAUUUGUCUUCCCGGACAAAUUCUGAUUUAUUUUCACUAAAAACAAUUGCACCUCAAGUCCGUUAGGUUUCUGUAAUGUAAGGUGCCAAUUAGUAUUCAGCUGUCUGUACCAAAGUUUUUUUUAAGUACAAACAUAUUAGGUGCAAUACAUUAUACUAAGACAAUUGGGUACAAUUUUGAGAUCUACCGUUUUGUUAAAAUGAACCAUUGUUGCCUUUAUAGAGUCGGCAAAUGUUAAGAUUAAGAUUUAUAUCGAUUGGAUUUUGUGUAAAAGUUACAAUAAUUUCGACAAGAUUAAUCGUAACUUAAUUUUCUUCUGUGAUAAUUCUGUAUUAUUUAUAAGGCUAAACGAGCUGUGCCUGGACUGUAUUUUUUCGUCUGAUUUUUUUAUACUUUGUAGUUUUUUUAACCGCUCACAUUGUGCGCGUAAUUUAUUAUUUAUUUUAAUUAUUUUUAUUUCUAUGAAAUGUAAAUAGUAUACAUAGACAAUGUCCUAAUGCAAAAACGCAGGCGAAACUUAAAUUUUAACUUUUAUAAAGACUAGUGCUCGGUAUAAAUUAUGUAAAUGUAACAGGAUACGGCCACGCACGAGAAGUAUGUGUUAUAACCAGUGUUUUGGUACGAACAAAUUGUUUAAUUUUUGUGAGAGAGUUAUUACAAAUUUUCAUAGUAGCCAAUCAAUAUUUGUAUGACGCAAAAUAUUGUAUGAAGUGUUGUUUGUGAAUAGUGAUAAAAACAUAAUAAAUUAAUCGAAAGUA